ACUUUUCGGUCUGGAGAGAGAGGAAAGAGAGGAAAGAGAGGACGAGGAGCCGAGCGAGGGAGGGAAGUCACGAAAGAGAGGACGAGCGAGGGAAGACAGGAAAGAGAGGACGAGGAGCGGAGAGAGGGAGGGAGAGAGAGAGAGCGCGAGAUUGUUUGUCGAAUCGGCGAGUAUUUACUCGUUUGUCCGGUUCUUUAUCGAGGUUUCUGCCGUCUGCCGAUUGCUUAGCCCGUCGUCGUAGUCGCGGCGGCGUCUCGCGUUUAGUGAGAAAGGAAGAUCUGGUGGUCGGGGUCGUCGACACAAUCGCUCACGCGUCGUCUUGGUUCAGUUUGUAGGUGCGAGGGAGUUUUUCUUGGUGCGGAAAGUCGGUGGUGUCGCGGCCCGUCGAAUCUCCGCCCACUGUUGGUUGAUCAGCUGCUGUUGGCGAAAUGGUGGUUGGAGGCAAUCAGUCGGGUAAGGGUGCUAAGGGCUUGCUGCUCGGCAAGGCUCAGGAUGCGGGUGACAAGAAGGACAAGAAGAAACCUGUUUCGAGGUCUUCUCGUGCCGGGCUGCAGUUCCCGGUCGGACGUAUUCAUCGGCUUUUGAAGUCUAGAGUGGCCGCCAAUGGGCGAGUUGGUGCUACUGCAGCAGUUUACUCUGCAGCAAUUUUGGAGUAUUUGACUGCAGAGGUGUUGGAGCUAGCUGGCAAUGCCAGCAAAGAUCUGAAGGUGAAGCGAAUCACUCCCCGGCAUCUGCAAUUGGCAAUUCGAGGAGAUGAGGAAUUGGACACCCUCAUAAAGGGUACAAUUGCCGGGGGAGGUGUUAUCCCUCAUAUUCACAAAUCGCUCAUAAAUAAAACAUCAAAGAAAGAUUGAGCGGUUGUACAUGGGAACUUAACUGUACAUGGGAAGAAUUUGGUGGACAACUGGACCUGAACUUCCCCUCCCCCUUGCGUUUUUAAAUGAGGAGACAGAGAUUAGACAGGUGUUAAAUCUGAGAUCUGUAGGUGGAAUAGAUCUCGAGGUAGAUAGGUGUACAUGGAAUUAACCACGCAGAUGGAUUAAGGCCGUCAGUGCUAGUAUAGUAGGAAACUUUUCAACUCACGCAGCACUCUUUUGAGGAAGGUUUGUAAUGGUGAGAAUCUUAUAACGAUAUUCACCUUCAAUAUCUGCUGAAUUUUGCAUUACAGACCGUACCCAUCUUAAUCUCCACCUUUUCACCCUUGAACCCAUUUUGCUAAUCGCAUCCUUUUGUGACAUCGACACAUACAUUUAAUUAAAAAUUUCUACAUAUUACUU
Molecule: messenger RNA, 1277 nt
Organism: Marchantia polymorpha subsp. ruderalis
Lineage: Eukaryota; Viridiplantae; Streptophyta; Marchantiopsida; Marchantiales; Marchantiaceae
Source: the annotation of a GenBank genome assembly